AUGGUAUCUACUAUGCGCCUCGAAGAAUUGGAACAGCGCCUGCUAGACCUCCGUUCAUUCCUGACUAAUAUCGGCAAGGGGGAAGGACCAACCGAACGGUACGAUUUGUAUGCUGCUGGUGGAAAAGCUCGCUUCAACCUGGACGGUAAUUGUCCAAUGGGAAAGUUUAGCAACGAUCAGCACGACCUCAUGUGUUCUACCUUGGCGGUGAUGUUCAGCGGUGAGUGCUCGCCCGAUUAUGUUUGCAAGGUCAUCUUCCCUGAAGCUCUCAUUAGAAUUUACAUGGACGUCGAGGGAUGUGAAUACAAGAAGGCCGAGGAUGAUCUUUUCCCCAUCAAACUGUCCCAAGAGACAGAGGUUAGUUACCUGUGCUAAAUUCGUAAUUGGUGUAUACUCGUACGAGUAGCUCGAAAUAAUGUGUUUUUGAACAUUGUAUUUUUAGGACCCAUUCAUACAGCAGUUUGCAUGGCAAAAGCCAUCAACGCCCCGUUCCGAGGGGGAAGACGAUGAUGAUAGGGAUGACGAUGAUGAUAGGGAUGACGAUGAUGAUAGGGAUGACGAUGAUGAUAGGGAUGACGAUGAUGAUAGGGAUGACGAUGAUGAUAGGGAUGACGAUGAUGAUAGAGAUGACGAUGAUGAUAGGGAUGACGAUGAUGAUAGGGAUGACGAUGAUGAUAGGGAUGACGAUGAUGAUAGGGAUGACGAUGAUUCGAACUAUGAGGAGGAGGUCGAGGAAGAAGAGGAGGAGGUCGAGGAAGAUGAGGUCGAGGAAGAAGAGAAGACGGAGGGUGAAAGUGAGGGCGACAGCGAGAAAAGAGAUAAGGUUUGAUAUCAGAUAUACAUAAUUUUUACAUCGAUCAGAAUACCAUUAUCUACACACAGCCUUUCUUUACAUAGGAGAAAGGAAGAUUGCCAAAGUUCCCCUUCUGUUUUAGCAAUACAAGUAAUAAUUUAACACAGCACUUAAUGUCCUCAUGUAUUGUUAAUAUUUGCAGAGAAAACAUACCGAGGGCGAAAGCGUGGAAAGAAAGAAGGUUUGAUAUCAGAUAUACAAAUUUUUACAUCGAUCAGAAUACCAUUAUCUACACACAGCCUUUCUUUACAUAGGAGAAAGGAAGAUUGCCAAAGUUCCCCUUCUGUUUUAGCAAUACAAGUAAUUAUUUAACACAGCACUUAAUGUCCUCAUGUAUUGUUAAUCUUUCCAGAGAAAACAUACCGAGGGCGAAAGCGUGGAAAGAAAGAAGGUUUGAUAUCAGAUAUACAAAUUUUUACAUCGAUCAGAAUACCAUCUACACACAGCCUUUCUUUACAUAGGAGAAAGGAAGAUUGCCAAAGUUCCCCUUCUGUUUUAGCAAUACAAGUAAUUAUUUAACACAGCACUUAAUGUCCUCAUGUAUUGUUAAUCUUUCCAGAGAAAACAUACCGAGGGCGAAAGCGUGGAAAGAAAGAAGGUUUGAUAUCAGAUAUACAAAUUUUUACAUCGAUCAGAAUACCAUCUACACACAGCCUUUCUUUACAUAGGAGAAAGGAAGAUUGCCAAAGUUCCCCUUCUGUUUUAGCAAUACAAGUAAUUAUUUAACACAGCACUUAAUGUCCUCAUGUAUUGUUAAUCUUUCCAGAGAAAACAUACCGAGGGCGAAAGCGUGGAAAGAAAGAAG
Messenger RNA from Paramuricea clavata, 1658 nucleotides. The record is from the annotation of a GenBank genome assembly. Lineage: Eukaryota; Metazoa; Cnidaria; Anthozoa; Malacalcyonacea; Plexauridae.